AUGGCAAAGUCUGUCGCCGCCUUCCGUACAAUAAUUGCCCUUCUAAUUGUUCUGCUUUUCAUUGCUUCCUUGGGCAUUAGUGCCAACGGCAGAAGCCACAGCAGUGCCGUGCCGGUUGGAGUCGAGGCGAAGCAAGACAUGGUCAGGCAUUUGUAUCAAAACCAAGAAUUGUGA
Prunus armeniaca (apricot) is the source of this 174-nucleotide messenger RNA. The record is from the annotation of a GenBank genome assembly. NCBI's taxonomy places the organism in Eukaryota, Viridiplantae, Streptophyta, Magnoliopsida, Rosales, Rosaceae.